Zasmidium cellare ATCC 36951 is the source of this 1644-nucleotide messenger RNA. RefSeq lists its product as uncharacterized. Gene Ontology annotation, molecular function: translation initiation factor activity; guanyl-nucleotide exchange factor activity. Gene Ontology annotation, cellular component: guanyl-nucleotide exchange factor complex; eukaryotic translation initiation factor 2B complex. Gene Ontology annotation, biological process: cytoplasmic translational initiation. The transcript is spliced from 3 exons. The coding region runs from base 1 to 1644 and encodes 547 amino acids. NCBI's taxonomy places the organism in Eukaryota, Fungi, Ascomycota, Dothideomycetes, Mycosphaerellales, Mycosphaerellaceae. The record is from RefSeq and is a predicted model, not a curated record.
AUGCCUCACGCAACAGUGCCCUCACCAGGGCUACAAGCCUUCAUACUGUGUGGUCCAGGAGCGUCUCUCAGCAUCUUCGCCUCCAACCCAAACGAAUUCUCAAAGGCUUUGAUUCCCAUCGCAAAUCGGCCCAUGGUCUGGUAUCCCUUGGAUUGGUGCUAUCGGACGGGAAUUAACGCAGACAUCACUUUGAUCACCCCGCCAGAAUCAAAAUCCGCGUUGGAAGCCGCUCUGGCCACCAACCCCUACCUAACAUCGCUCCCAAACCCAAAGCCGGAAAUCCUCGCUCCACAGGCUUUGACGCAGACAAGUGGUACUGGAGAGUUGCUCCGUUCAGCAGAAGUCCAAAAAGCCAUCACGUCCGACUUUGUCAUUCUCCCUUGCGAUCUGGUGUCAGAACUCCCCGGAACCAGCAUCCUGCAGCAAUGGAUGAGCCUCAAUCCCCUCUCAAUCUCCAGCAAGGGAUCGAAGCGGAAAGGAGGCCUCAGUGUCUUUUACCCUACCCACGGCCUGGAAGGUAUCAGCCAGAAGAAAGAGGAAACAGAUUUCAUCGCCACGACACCGAUGAGUUCAGCGCCUGUGCCAUCUCCCCCCGGCUCUUUGAGGCCACAAAUCGAGACUGUGGUCAUGUCGAUGCCCACUGAUACCGUCAAUGACAAAAUCGAAGAAGACAAAGGCUUCUUCAGGAUCCGGACUCGGCUUACGCGCAAAUACGGAAGAGUGAAGAUGAGGACCAAGCACCGCGACGCCCACGUCUACAUCUUACCGAAAUGGGUCAAAGAGUACGCCAUCAAGAACGAAAAGUUUGACUCGAUCAGUGAAGACGUCGUGGGCUGGUGGGCAAAGGCACAGUGGCAAGAAGGCUUGGGCGAGAAACUCGGACUGGAUGCCGUGCUGGAUCAAACGACGAACACCGAGGACGACAUGACCGAUAGCGCCCAUCUCGACGAUGACGACGAAACAACUGAUGCCUCCCUCCUAUCAAGCACCAAAGUUUUCCGUCCUACCCAAUCACCAAUGUCAACAACCUUCGCCAGCCGUGUCGGCAACGCCGCCCUUCAACCCGCCAAAACACCCCUCCACGUCCCUCCCCUCCUCGCAUACGUCCAGUCCAGCCCAACCACAUCAACCCCAACAGUCGACCACCCCCUAGUCCGCCGCGUAGACACCAGCGCCAGCCUCCUCGCCAUAUCCCUCUACCUCGCCAAGCAGCAACCAGGCUCCUCCACCCUAUCCCACGAGCACAAACUCCACCCAAGCGCAAAAGUCGGACCACAGUCCCGCGUCAGCCAGGAGGACAGUCUGGUCGGAGAGAACGUCACUCUCGGGAGCCGGACGAUCGUCAAGGAGAGCGUCAUUGGCUCGAACUGCGAGAUUGGGAACAAUGUCCGGCUGACGAGGUGUCUGCUGAUGGAUGGGGUUGUGGUGGGGCAUGGUGUUCAGUUGACGGGUUGUACGGUUGGGCGAAGGGCGAGGAUAGAGGGGUUGAAAGCGGCGGACAGGACUCGGCUGACGGACUGUGAGGUCGCUCCUCAUUUCGUGGUGGAGGCAGGGACAGAAGCCAAAGGCGAGCAACUCAUGGCGUUUGGGGGUGAUAUGGAUGACAUGGAUGAAGAUGAUGAGGAUGAUGAUGGAGCUGAUUAG